CGGCGCGCCGGGCCGGAGUGGCGGGUGGCUCUGGGACCGGGGAAGCGGGAGAACAAGCGGGAGCCCGACCGGGAUGAGAAGGUGACGCCGCCCGAGGGCGCCACUCGCUUUGUGGGGGGAAGAUGCUGGCCUACUGCGUGCAAGAUGCCACGGUGGUGGACGUGGAGAAGCGGAGGAACCCCUCCAAGCACUACGUAUACAUCAUCAAUGUGACCUGGUCCGACUCCACGUCCCAGACCAUCUACCGGAGGUACAGCAAGUUCUUUGACCUGCAGAUGCAGCUUUUGGAUAAGUUUCCCAUCGAAGGUGGCCAGAAGGACCCCAAGCAGAGAAUCAUCCCCUUCCUUCCAGGCAAAAUCCUCUUCCGGAGAAGCCACAUCCGGGACGUAGCUGUGAAGAGGCUGAAGCCCAUUGACGAGUACUGCCGGGCACUUGUUCGGCUGCCUCCCCACAUAUCACAGUGUGAGGAAGUCUUUCGGUUCUUUGAGGCCCGACCAGAGGAUGUCAACCCCCCAAAAGAGGAUUAUGGCAGUUCCAAGAGGAAAUCAGUGUGGCUCUCCAGCUGGGCUGAGUCUCCCAGGAAGGACGUGACAGGUGCCGACACCAACGCCGAGCCCAUGAUCCUGGAACAGUACGUGGUGGUGUCCAACUAUAAGAAGCAGGAAAACUCGGAGCUGAGCCUCCAGGCCGGGGAGGUGGUGGAUGUCAUCGAGAAGAACGAGAGCGGCUGGUGGUUCGUGAGCACCUCUGAGGAGCAGGGCUGGGUCCCUGCCACCUACCUGGAGGCCCAGAAUGGUACUCGGGAUGACUCAGACAUCAACACGUCCAAGACUGGGGAAGUGUCCAAGAGACGCAAGGCCCAUCUGCGGCGUCUGGAUCGCCGGUGGACGCUGGGCGGGAUGGUCAACAGGCAGCACAGCCGAGAGGAGAAGUACGUCACCGUGCAGCCUUACACCAGCCAAAGCAAGGACGAGAUUGGCUUUGAGAAGGGUGUCACUGUGGAAGUGAUCCGGAAGAAUCUGGAGGGCUGGUGGUACAUCAGGUACCUGGGCAAAGAGGGCUGGGCGCCAGCCUCUUAUCUGAAGAAGGCCAAGGACGACCUGCCCGCACGCAAGAAAAACCUAGCAGGCCCAGUGGAGAUCAUCGGGAACAUCAUGGAGAUCAGCAACCUGCUGAACAAGAAGGCGUCAGGGGAUAAGGAGACUCCGCCGGCCGAAGGCGAGGGUCCUGAGGCCCCCAUCACCAAGAAGGAGAUCAGCCUGCCCAUCCUCUGUAAUGCUUCCAAUGGCAGCGCCCUGGGCGUCCCUGAGAGGAGCGUCUCCAAGCUGGCCCAGGGCUCGCCAGCCGUGGCCAGGAUUGCCCCUCAGAGGGCCCAGAUCAGCUCCCCGAACCUAAGGACAAGGCCUCCGCCUCGCAGAGAAUCCAGCCUGGGGUUCCAGCUGCCGAAGCCGCCAGAGCCCCCUUCUGUUGAGGUGGAGUAUUACACCAUUGCCGAAUUCCAGUCGUGCAUCUCUGAUGGCAUCAGCUUUCGGGGCGGGCAGAAGGCGGAGGUCAUCGAUAAGAACUCUGGCGGCUGGUGGUACGUGCAGAUCGGUGAGAAGGAGGGCUGGGCCCCCGCAUCGUACAUCGACAAGCGCAAGAAGCCCAACCUGAGCCGCCGGACCAGCACGCUGACCAGGCCCAAGGUACCCCCCCCUGCGCCCCCCAGCAAGCCCAAGGAGGCUGAGGAGGGCCCUGCAGGCUCUGUGGAGAGCCAGGACUCCCCACUGAAGCUCAAGUAUGAGGAGCCCGAGUAUGACAUCCCCGCCUUUGGCUUCGACUCAGAGCCAGAGCUGAGCGAGGAGCCCACGGAGGACAGUGGCUCAGGAGACAGGCGGCCCAGCCAGGCCCACAGGCCCUCACCUGCCUCCUCGCUGCAGCGGGCCCGCUUUCGGGUGGGCGGCUCUUCAGAGGACGUGGCGCCAGAGGAGGAGACCAUCUACGAGAACGAAGGCUUCCGGCCGUGUGCGGAGGACGCCCUGUCAGCCAGACGCUCCUCCCGGGACAGCCAGUCCCCGGGGGGCUCCCCUCUAUCCCUGGCCAGGAAAAACUCCCCCAGAUCGGGCUCCCCCAAGUCGUCCUCCCUCCUGAAGCUCAAGGCGGAGAAGAAUGCCCAGGCGGAGCUAGGGAAGAACCACUCCUCGGCCUCCUUCUCCUCCUCCAUCACCAUCAACACCACCUGUUCCUCCUCCUCCUCUUCCUCCUCCUUGUCCAAGAACAGCGGGGACCUGAAGCCCCGUUCCGCCUCGGACGCAGGCAUCCGUGGCACCCCCCCAGUCGGGCCAAAGCGGGAUGCCGACCUGAAGGCGGGGCUGACCUCGUGUGCCCGGGCCAAGCCGUCAGUCCGGCCCAAGCCGUUCCUGAACCGAGCAGAGUCCCAGAGUCAGGAGAAGAUGGACAUCAGCACUUUACGGCGUCAGCUGAGGCCUACGGGCCAGCUCCGCGGUGGUCUCAAGGGCUCAAAGAGCGAGGAUUCAGAGCUGCCCCCCCAGACGGCUUUUGAAGGUCCCAGUGAGGGCUCCCGAAGAGGCUCUGCUGACCUCAUUACCCCCCCAGCCGCCACACCCCCGUGUCCCACCAAGAAGGGACCGGAAGGGCAGGCCACCUCCUACACAACGUGUAGUGCCUACCAGAAAGUCCAGGACUCGGAGAUCAGCUUCCCCGCAGGCGUGGAGGUCCAGGUGCUCGAGAAGCUGGAAAGCGGCUGGUGGUACGUGAGGUUUGGGGAGCUGGAGGGCUGGGCCCCUUCCCACUAUCUGGUGCUCGGCGAGAACGAGCAGCCCGACCCCGCUGGCAAAGAGCCAGACACGGUAGGCCCCAAAAACAAGCAGCACGAGGGCAAGUCCGACAGCCUGGAGAAGAUCGAGAAGCGGGUCCAAGCGUUGAACACCGUCAACCAGAACAAGAGGGCGACGCCGCCCGUCCCCUCCAAGCCCCCCGGGGGGUUCAGCAAGACCUCCGCUGCCAGCGCCGUGAAGCUGAGGAACGGUGUGCGGCAGGUGGCUGUGAGGCCUCAGUCGGUGUUCGUGUCCCCGCCCCCCAAGGACAAUAACCUGUCCUGUGCCCUGCGGAGGAAUGAGUCGCUCACGGCCACCGACGGGCUCCGAGGAGUCCGCCGGAACUCCUCCUUCAGCACCGCACGCUCGGCCGCUGCAGAGGCCAAGGCCCGCCUGCCCGAACGGGCUGCCAGCCAGGGCUCGGACACGCCCCUGCUGCCCGGCCAGCGCCACGGCAUCCCCGUGUCCCCUGUGCGCCCCAAGCCCAUCGAGAAGUCCCACUUCAUCCACAACAACCUCAAAGACGUAUAUGUCUCCAUCGCGGACUAUGAGGGGGAUGAGGAGACGGCGGGCUUCCAGGAGGGUGUGUCCAUGGAGGUCCUGGAGAGGAACCCCAACGGCUGGUGGUACUGCCAGAUCCUGGAUGGGGCAAAGCCCUUCAAAGGCUGGGUGCCCUCCAACUACCUGGAGAAAAAGAACUAAUGGUGGGGGGUGGGCAGGGGUCCAUCCAGCCUGGGUGUGGAUGAGUGGCGGGAUGAAGACAAAGGGGAAAGGGAAAGUGGGAGGGGGUGGGGGAGGACGUUAAACCCUGCAGAAUGCGUGAGCUCUGCCAUGCUCCCUUCCGGGCUG
Messenger RNA from Lontra canadensis (Northern American river otter), 3665 nucleotides. It is a transcript of the gene SH3PXD2A, whose product is annotated as SH3 and PX domains 2A. The coding region runs from base 123 to 3518 and encodes 1131 amino acids. The record is from RefSeq and is a predicted model, not a curated record. The transcript is spliced from 15 exons. Gene Ontology annotation, biological process: superoxide anion generation. Gene Ontology annotation, molecular function: protein binding; phosphatidylinositol binding; superoxide-generating NADPH oxidase activator activity. Lineage: Eukaryota; Metazoa; Chordata; Mammalia; Carnivora; Mustelidae.